Dermacentor albipictus is the source of this 1350-nucleotide messenger RNA. RefSeq lists its product as uncharacterized. The record is from RefSeq and is a predicted model, not a curated record. Lineage: Eukaryota; Metazoa; Arthropoda; Arachnida; Ixodida; Ixodidae.
UUGUUAGCUGAUGGCAGACGUGCGGCGGCUUGCAUCGAUCGCUGGUUGGCUGGCUACCCACAUGCCCACUCAUUCAAAUUCAAAUCGUCCAGACGGCGCGUGGUUUAAAACGAUCAACGGUUAGUUAAAGCCGUGACGGAUCAGUUAUGCCACCGAAAUGUCGCAAGACUUCGAGACACGCCGCUCUAGUGGACGCCCAUGGUCACCGAAGACGGCGAGUCGUGGACAGAGACACGUAUUACCACCGCCGAAGGACGGCAGAUAUUCUGUGGCGAGCCGAGAUGACCAGCUGCUUCAACGCAUUGCGCUGCCUGGUGCUGCCUUCGUCACCGCGUAGCCGACUGCACCGAUCCAGACGCGCCGUUCUACAGGCAGCAGUUCAAAGACUGCGUUACUUGGAAGGCGUGGUAUCUGAGCUGCUUGCUAACGACAACGGCCGUCGAGCCUCGCCGCGCAACCUUCGGGAUGUGAGGAGCCAGUUCCGUCGUAGUCUUGAGGCAACUCCGCCGGCGAGGCGAAAGCGACGCCAGAGCGAGCAAAGCUCGCCAGAGCUACUGCCGUCUCUGGAAGUGUUGGGGGACUGCGACCAGGAAGCGUUCACGGGUGUUCGCGAACUUGGCGGCGCAAGCAACCGUGCCGAUGCUGCCAUGAGCGUGCCAUCGAGCCCAAGCAUUUGUCAGGUUUGGUGGAGUAACCGCGCGGUGGAGGAGGCCAUCAUGUCGUCGCCGACGGUGCAAAGCCUCGUGGAUAGCUUCUACGACGACGUGCCCCUUCCUACGAACGGGCUCAACUCUGCGCAGCUCGUGCCCGACGAGGUCAUUGUCCUCGAGGCCGUUCCGCCGUCUGAUUCCGACGACGAACAGCUGGUCCCAUUCGCAACGCUAGCUCCGGACUUUGACUCCAGUAAUUUUGCUAGCGACUCCAAGGCAAUAAGAUCAGAAGACCCCUUGCUUAGUUCAGCUGCCAUUGUGCAUACUGCCAAAAGCCCUGAGAAGCAUCUGCUCAUGUGCGAUGAACAUGAUGCUCCCAACUGGCCAGCUGAGCAACUGAUCAUAGGCACCCAAGUAGACUGGGUUCUUGACAUUCAUCUAUAGAGUAUGCAAACUAUCUGACACAGCCCACAGGUUGGGCAAAGGUCGCUUGUUUUUCUUUGUCUUUGACCACAUCUAGUCCAUGUAACACGUUCUACUUCUGAUAUAAUUUCUGUGACAUUGUUAGAAGCAAUUAUUAUUGCAGCUGUGUUGGCUAUCCUGCCGCUAAAGACACUUGCGGUCCAACUGUGAUCUCAGAUAUGUUUAUAUAUCCAUCGCUACAGUACCUGUAAGCUUAUUAAAAGCAUUUGUUCAUGUC